UGUUGAGAUCGCUAACAGAAUGAUGGCCCACCAGAGAGUCACUGUGUAUAUACUGGGCUGGGUCGGGAACUGGCAGUAGGAAGAGAAUAUCGGCAACAGACUUGGUCCGACGUUUGUGUCCUCUUUACAGACCCCUGUGGAUCUCUUACUCGGUGCGGUACAAGCCAUGUCUCAGCCUCAAUCUGAAGAGGAGGAAAUGGCCAAGAAAAAUCGUCCUGAGAUGAAAGAGGAGGACUUGAUUGAAGCCAGAGAAAAACUAGCGUCCAAGCCUGAACUGAGGGGUAAAACCUUUGAGGUCAUGAAGGAGUGUGAGCAAAUGGGGAAGGUUGCACCCUCCGUGUUCAGCAGUUUACGCUCUGGAGGGGAGACUGCUAUCCAGAAACCACCGGCCCGAAGAAAGUAGACUUCUGGAAUAGGGGAAAAGCUAACAGGCUGACUGAAUUUAUGCUAAGCUACUUUUUUUUUUUUUUUUGUAAAGGGCUGGCUUUGUGUUAGCGUAUUUUCACUAGAUUACACUUUUCCCCCCAUUAAUGGUUGUGUUCGCACUGAAUAAAUGUAGCAGAGAUGGUCUUUUGUAGUUUGCUCUGAAUAAAAACAUGCUCUGGGUGUGGCAUUUUGGUUGUUAAAUGAGCUAC
Messenger RNA from Scleropages formosus (Asian bonytongue), 635 nucleotides. RefSeq names its product musculoskeletal embryonic nuclear protein 1-like. The record is from RefSeq and is a predicted model, not a curated record. Lineage: Eukaryota; Metazoa; Chordata; Actinopteri; Osteoglossiformes; Osteoglossidae. Bases 167 to 403 code for a protein of 78 amino acids. The transcript has 3 exons. Gene Ontology annotation, biological process: chondrocyte differentiation; tissue regeneration; chondrocyte proliferation. Gene Ontology annotation, cellular component: nucleus.